This is a messenger RNA of Larimichthys crocea (large yellow croaker), 2742 nucleotides long. RefSeq names its product G protein-coupled receptor 174 (gene gpr174). NCBI's taxonomy places the organism in Eukaryota, Metazoa, Chordata, Actinopteri, Sciaenidae. Gene Ontology annotation, cellular component: plasma membrane. The record is from RefSeq and is a predicted model, not a curated record. Gene Ontology annotation, molecular function: G protein-coupled receptor activity. The transcript is spliced from 4 exons. Gene Ontology annotation, biological process: phospholipase C-activating G protein-coupled receptor signaling pathway; positive regulation of Rho protein signal transduction. Bases 527 to 1639 code for a protein of 370 amino acids.
UGUGCUAAAACCCCACAGUGCAGCAGAGACACAAAGAGAGAAAGACAGAUAGAGAGACCACAGUGAGAUAUUACUACCAAAAACAAUCGCAUUUAAUAAGAGAAGAAAGAAGCACGAGGGGCUGGAAACAAAACAAGAGUUUGAGAAAGAGAGAGAGCGGGAUAGAGAGUGUGACAAGUAUUACAGGGAGGGGAGGGCAUGUGUUGGCUGAUGCUUCACCUUUCUCCCUUUUGAUUCGACGCAGCUUCAAGUUUCAAGACAGAGCAGCACACGUGGAGGGACCUGGGACCAACAUUUUAAGGUGCUGAUACACGAGGCCAGAUGUGCUGUCUGAGUGGAAAGGCUGUAACGCUCCAACAACCCACAGAGAGAUGAAUCACGGUGGAUGAAAUAAUGCGUGCCCGUCGGCGAGAUCGGACUAAAACUGCUUAAUCCUGAGAUACCUGUGUUCACUCUAUCUCAGCAUGCACUGGGCAAAAGAUUAAGAAGAAGCAUGAACUCCUCCUCGUCAUAACGGACAGCAUGGAUGCUCAAACACCUCCAUCAACAGACUACGAGCAGCUUUCCUGAUACAAGCUUCCUGAAUUCAGCUGCUGGUCUGAACAGUAAAAACAGCCCUUGGCUUAAGAUGAGCUUUGCCAACUGUACGGACAGUGAAUCUUUACGCACGUACCAGCACGAUAUGUAUUCAGUUGUGUACAGCGUGAUCUUAGUGCCAGGCCUGCUGGGUAAUGUGCUCGCACUCUGGGUGUUCAGGGUGUACGUGAGAGAAACGAAGAAGGCAGUGGUGUUCAUGAUGAACCUGGCUGUGGCCGACCUGCUGCAGGUGCUCUCUCUGCCUCUGCGGAUCUACUAUUACCUGUUUAACACCUGGCCCUUUGGUCAGUCCCUCUGCAUGAUCUGCUUCUACCUUAAAUACGUCAACAUGUACGCCUCCAUCUACUUCCUCGUGUGCGUCAGCAUGCGUCGCUGUGAGCUCAUCAUGCGCCCGCUGAGGUGCAACUCAUCCAGGCGGAAAAGAGACAUGUAUAUCUGUGCCUUUGGCUGGCUGUUAGUCUUCCUGGGCUGUUUGCCCUUCCCUCUGCUGAGGAACCCCAACAGUGACUCAAACUCUAAUUCCAGUAACGGGGACACCCAAAAGGAUUACUGUUUCUCAGAGCUGCCCAUGAAGCCUGUCGGUAUUUCAGGAGCCUGGGCUCUCCUGAUCUUAGCUGAGCUGUUUGGCUUCAUCAUCCCCUUCAUCCUGGUGUUAUCCUGCACAUGUCUGACCGCUGGCAGCCUUCGGCAACGGACAGAGGGGGCGAUUCCUGACCGAGGGGAGAAGCGCAGGGCGUUAAGGAUGGUGCUGAGCUGUGCUGUGGUCUUCCUCUUGUGCUUUGCACCUUACCAUAUCACUAUGCCACUGGACUUCCUGGUUAAAGCCAACGCCGUGAAAAGCUGCACCCUAAGGAAACUGAUUCUGCGAUCUCACCCAGUCACGCUCUGCCUUGCCAGCCUAAACUGCAGCCUAGAUCCAGUCAUGUACUAUUUCACAACUGAUGAAUUUCGGAGGCGAUUCAGCAAGCCGGAGAUACCAGAGGGCAUGGCUUUCAGCAGGCGUCUGUCCUGUAUAAGUGGAGGAGAGGACUUAGAGAACUAAACUCCGUGGAAUAACAACUAAACCUUGAGACGAAGUGUAAAAAGUGUAUGCAUUCCUGAAAACUGAGGAAAUACAAUUAACAUGCAAGAAGUGUGUGAAAACCUAGGAGCAAGUUUUUCUAUUUAUAUUUCAAUAAAAGGUGCGCCUGUUCUUUCUAAAUUUGUACGACUCCGGUGAAGAGUGAGCUGUUCCUGUUAUGAAGGAUGACUUUGCCAUCUGUGCCAACAUCUCCAAUAUUCAUCAGGGAAUAGAGAAUACAGGAAAAACUCGUGAACCAGCAUCCUGAUCCAAUUUCAUAAGUGAGCAGCUUGCAGAGGAGGAUGAUGACGGGGGUUAGUGUCGGCUUUACAAAGCGUUCAGUGGUGCUUUAAUAAUAACGAGCAAACAAGCCAAAAAUAUUCAGUAGGUAAAGAAAUGCAACUUUAUUUAGCAACAAAGUGAAGUUCAUUUCAGUAGCUGCACACGACAUUGGUUUUUAUCUAAUCUUCUAGUAUUGUUAAAAAGCCGAGACAGAAGAAACACAGUUUUACAAGCACACUUCCUGUCUGAUUGUCUUUCUGUGCAGCCAUCGAGUGGAAAACCACUUAAAAAUGACUCAAAGUUUGUUUUUUUGCCUUCAGUCUUUUCUCUGAGUGUUUAAUGCAGAUUCACUGCAAAACAUGUAGCCACUUAUAGUGAGCUAUUCAUUAUAGCUAUCAUCUCAGGUCACGGGACUACAAAUUCACAAAUAAGGAUUGAAAAUCUCACAGAAAGUGUUUUUAAAUUUUUUUGAAAUUUCUCUUUCUAGCUUAUUCACUCCUUUCACCUUCCGGGUUUAUCGUCACACACAAAAAGAAGUCUCUACACAAACACAAACACUGCUCACAUAGGGUGCUGGACUGUUCACCAUCAGGUAUGACACCAUCGAUUACAUAAAGGUCAUCGCACGGCGGGACAGCAGAGGGCUCUGGGAGCAGCAGGGCACUCUGGGAAAUAUCUACAAAAGUGGCGACUGAGAGCUCUCGUCUCGAGCAUCUCUGGUCCAUAUCCUUAAAAAGACGCUGACGACCGUGUUACAUGUGUACUGUAACUGUAACACAUCUGCAGGGGGACUUGUGCUAUAU